This is a messenger RNA of Teleopsis dalmanni, 1143 nucleotides long. Its product is annotated as telomere length and silencing protein 1 homolog. Lineage: Eukaryota; Metazoa; Arthropoda; Insecta; Diptera; Diopsidae. The transcript has 4 exons. Bases 93 to 980 code for a protein of 295 amino acids. Gene Ontology annotation, biological process: mRNA splicing, via spliceosome. Gene Ontology annotation, cellular component: spliceosomal complex. The record is from RefSeq and is a predicted model, not a curated record.
UUGAUAUUGUUUACAAGACCAUCUUGUUGAUAAAUUAGCAAACAAGCAUCAGAAAAUUUGUACUAUUUAACGCACAUAAAUAUUUCAUAAUUAUGUCUGAAGAAAUCGCUUUGGAUGCUGAUAACGUAAAUGCAGAUACAAAUAAAGUUGUAUUUAAAAAGAAAUCGAAAAAAAAUUUAAGGCAAAGGCGACAAUCUGAAGAGGAUGAUGAAGCGGAAUCAGCAACAUUGGGAGAAAUCAAAGAACGUCAAAAAUUGCGACAGCGUCCAAAUGGUGUAAGCGUUGUUGGUUUAGCUUUAGGUAAAAAACUUGCACCUGAGGAAGAAAUUAAUAUUAAAGAUCCAUUUAGUGCUAAAAAUGGUGGACUAGUAAAUAUGCAAGCACUUAAGUCUGGCAAAGUAAAAGAGAGUGAUGAUGCAUACGAUGUUGGCAUUGGUACACAAUUCUCUGCUGAAACUAAUAAACGAGAUGAGGAUGAAGAAAUGAUGAAAUAUAUUGAACAAGAAUUACAGAAGCGUAAGGGCCUGAAAAAGUCUAACGCAGAAACAGAUGAAAGUGAUCCAAACAAGUAUUUAACUCCGGAAGAGGCGGCACUUUAUGCAUUACCUGAUCAUUUACGACAAUCUUCAGCAAAUCGUUCCGAAGAAAUGUUAUCAAAUCAAAUGUUAAAUGGUAUUCCAGAAGUCGAUUUAGGUAUUGAUGCUAAAAUUAAAAAUAUUGAAGCCACCGAAGAAGCCAAACAGAAAAUGCUACGAGAUCAGAGAAAUAAAAAAGAUGGUCCCUCUCAAUUUGUGCCCACAAAUAUGGCAGUUAACUUUAUGCAGCAUAAUCGAUUUAAUAUUGAGGAAAAUACUGAGCAGAAAAAACGAAAAAUUGAUCACGAGCAACAACAACGUAAUAAUGUUGGUCCCAAUAACGUUAAACGGGCCACUGAUGAUUACCACUAUGACAAAUUUAAGAAGCAGUUUAGGCGUUAUUAAAUGGACGCAUAUUUUUCUUUUUAUAUAUUUUUUAUAUUAAUAAUAGAUGUUACUCUGAUGUUCGUAAACAUUAAAAUAUAUUUUAUUUAUACCGAUAUUCAAUACAUGUAAGUCUUGACUAGAUUAGAGGGUAAUUGAUGGAGACUAUACAAAUAAAUUAUAU